AUGAAGAAAACUUACUUUUGCAUCACCAUCUUCAUUAUUAACACAAUAAUUGUAACUUUGGAAUCAUCAAAUGUUAAUUGCGUUUAUGGCUAUUUUGGUUUUCAUGCUGUAACUUCCAAAUAUCGCUGUCUAGUGUCAAAUAGCCUCAACAUUUCAUCACAAGAUUCAGCCCAGAUUGAUGCAGUCAAUGGAACUCAUUUAACCAAUAAGACCAACAAUGAUGAAAUUUUCUUUCAUGCAAGCAGCAGACACAUUGAAUAUUUUCCAAAAGGGCUUGAAAAAUUCUUCACAAAUCUUACUGGCAUUGUCAUUUGGUACAGUAAAUUAAAGGAAAUUCAUCAAGACGAUUUGAAGGCUUACACGAAGUUAAAUUAUCUUUUUUUAUCCACAAAUAAUAUUGAAAUAAUUGAAGAUGGGUUAUUUGACUUCCAACCGGACAUUCAAGUCAUUAAAUUUGAAGAUUCUAAGAUUUUUCACAUCAGUUCCUCAGUGUUUGAUAAUUUAUCUAAACUUACAACUUUGAGUCUUGCUGGAAAUAGCUGCACCAACUUAUCUUCCACAAACAAUCGAGCAGGCGUCCUUGAAGUCAUCAAAAGUGUCAUAAGCACCUGCAUAAGCUCUGAUUUCUCGAAACUAGAUGAAAAGUUGAAGAACCUUGAGGAAGGAUACAAAAAUUUAAACUUAAAGGAUCUGCCUGCUUUCCUACAAGAUCUUGAAAGCUUUAAGGAUGACGUAAAUCAGUCAAAAUUUGCCAAAUCAAAGGCACUAAAAAGCCGCAUAAUUAUGAUCUCAUUUUUAAAGAUGUCACUUUUAUCGGAAGUCAACAAUGCUCAAUCGGCUGAGAGUGACAGAAUAAACAGGAAAAUCAACAAUUUGGAAGCAAUGCUGAAUGAGCUGAACAAGAAGACAAUAAUUAAUAAUCACUGGAUGAUAGGAGCCUUGGUAGUCAUUGGAUUAAUCCUAACUGUAAUUUUAGUAAUAGUUUUUAAGCGAUUUCGCUCAUAAAUCUUAAUAUUUAUCAUUUGUAACCAUUUCCUUAGUAUCAUGAACCAUUGCCAGAGGGAGACAAAAAUCCCAACGCCUUCUUCCUCCCCCCCCCCCUCCCCCCCCCCCCCCGUUUGGGAUUAAUAGUUUACACUCAUUAUUCUUUCUAUCAAAACUUUAAUCAUAAAUUACUCAUUUAUUAAUCCUGUUAUUAC
Molecule: messenger RNA, 1199 nt
Organism: Chironomus riparius
Lineage: Eukaryota; Metazoa; Arthropoda; Insecta; Diptera; Chironomidae
Source: the annotation of a GenBank genome assembly